AUGGUUAGACAUUCAUCCCACUCCUCUCCACCACCCCACCCCACCCGUCCCAGUCUCCAUGGGUGCCCGGCUCUGGUAGUCACCCCGCCGGCUGCCCUGGGUGGAAUGGAUGGUGCGCCGGGCGUUAAGAGUGAGCUGGCGACUCGCAUCCUCACCGGACUCCUGCUCUCUCUGCUCAUCCUCUUUACCCUGCUGGGCAACGCGCUGGUGUGUGUGGCCGUGGUCCGCUUCCGCCACCUGCGGUCCAAGGUCACCAACGUGUUCAUCGUGUCGCUGGCUCUCUCCGACCUGCUGGUGGCCGUGCUGGUGAUGCCUUGGAAGGCGGUGACCGAGGUGGCGGCUUACUGGCCCUUCGGGCGCCGCUUCUGCAGCGUGUGGGUGGCCUCGGACAUCAUGUGCUCCACCGCGUCCAUCCUCAACCUGUGUGUGAUCAGCGUGGACAGGUACUGGGCGAUCUCCAGCCCCUUCCGCUAUCAGCGCAAGAUGACCCACCGUGCGGCGCUGGUGAUGAUCGCCGUCGCCUGGGCGUUCUCGCUGCUCAUCUCCUUCAUCCCGGUGCAACUGAGUUGGCACAGCAUCCGAGAGCCGGCCGGUGCAGGGCACAGCAACAACUCCUCGGCUGCCUUUGCCUACCCGCCCGAGAGCUGCGACUCCAGCCUGAACAGGACCUACGCCAUCUCCUCCUCGCUGGUCAGCUUCUACAUCCCCGUGGCUAUCAUGCUGGUGACCUACACGCGGAUCUACAGGAUCGCUCAGAUCCAGAUCCGGCGCAUCGCCUCGCUGGAGAGAGCCGCCGAACACGCACAGAGUUGCCGCCGGAGGAGGUUGGAGCCGCGGCAGCAACAGCAGCAGAUGCACCACCACAGCGCGCUGGAGCGCUCCUUCAAGAAAGAGACCAAGGUGCUCAAGACCCUGUCCAUCAUCGUGGGCGUUUUCGUCUGCUGCUGGCUCCCCUUCUUCGUGCUGAACUGCAUGGUCCCUUUCUGUGACCGCAGCUCCCCUGCCGCCGCGGCCAGACUGCCGUGUGUCAGCGACACCACCUUUGACAUCUUCGUCUGGUUCGGUUGGGCCAACUCGACCCUCAACCCGGUGGUCUACGCCUUCAACGCCGAGUUCCGCAAGGCUUUCUCCAGCCUGCUGGGCUGCCAAGACUUUUGCUCCGGCAACCAAGUGGAGACGGUGAACAUCAGCAACGAGUUAGUGUCUUACAACCAAGACACGGUCUUCCACCGGGAGAUAGUCACCGCCUAUGUCACCAUGAUCCCCAAUGUGAUGGGCUGCAUGGAAAACGACCAGAUCUUUGACAGGAUGUCCCAGAUCCUGGCCACCAACGAGCAGGCCACAGAGUCUGCUUCCGAGAUGGAAGGUGACGCAGACUUGUCUUUAGGUAAAAUCACGCCUUUUACCCCGAAUGGGUUGCAUUAG
Messenger RNA from Amblyraja radiata (thorny skate), 1425 nucleotides. It is a transcript of the gene drd5a, whose product is annotated as dopamine receptor D5a. Bases 1 to 1425 code for a protein of 474 amino acids. The record is from RefSeq and is a predicted model, not a curated record. The transcript is spliced from 2 exons. Gene Ontology annotation, cellular component: plasma membrane. NCBI's taxonomy places the organism in Eukaryota, Metazoa, Chordata, Chondrichthyes, Rajiformes, Rajidae. Gene Ontology annotation, molecular function: dopamine neurotransmitter receptor activity, coupled via Gs; G protein-coupled receptor activity. Gene Ontology annotation, biological process: positive regulation of MAPK cascade; G protein-coupled dopamine receptor signaling pathway; adenylate cyclase-activating adrenergic receptor signaling pathway.